AUGCGAUCGCGUCUUCGAUCGCUCCUCGAGCUGCUGCCGCGCGUCGUCGCGCCGCCGUCCGCGCGCCUCCCCGCGAAUGCGAUCUGGGGGGAAAAGAACGCGAACGCUCUGCUGAUCCACGCGCGCGGGAAAAAGACGAAGAAGCAGUCGAGCUCGAAAGGAGGGAGCCAAGGGAGCUCGAAAGGGAGGAGCGGCAUGGCCGGCGCGGUCGCGAACCCGGCGAUGAAAGCCACCGUCGAUAAACACUUCGACCUCUUCAUGCGAUCGUACGCGCCCGCGGAGAUCGAGAAAGAAACGCUCACCGCGGAGCAGCUGGAGGAGUACGAGGCGAGGGCGAAGGAGUACAGUAAAAUGAAGAUGGCGCAGCACCGCGCGUGGCAGAAGGACAUCGCGGGGAAGAUCCGGCACAAGCUCGUCGCGAUCAAAUCGCUGCCGGAGGGAUUCAUCCGCGACGCCGCCGCCGCGCCGGACUACUCGUCGUUUUCGAUGAAGCGCACGCGCCCGUCGCUGACGCCGGCGAUCCCGGGGUUUUACGAGGCGAAGCAGGAGAAGGCGGAGAAGGUGGUGAGGGAGUCGGGGGGGGUGCUGGGGGGGGUGCCGGGGAUGGAGAGGAGGCGACGAUAG
Molecule: messenger RNA, 624 nt
Organism: Micromonas pusilla CCMP1545
Lineage: Eukaryota; Viridiplantae; Chlorophyta; Mamiellophyceae; Mamiellales; Mamiellaceae
Exons: 1
Coding region: 1-624 (207 amino acids)
Cellular component (GO): mitochondrial large ribosomal subunit; mitochondrial ribosome
Source: RefSeq, a predicted model, not a curated record